Messenger RNA from Galeopterus variegatus (Sunda flying lemur), 1110 nucleotides. RefSeq names its product malignant T-cell-amplified sequence 1-like. Gene Ontology annotation, molecular function: RNA binding. Lineage: Eukaryota; Metazoa; Chordata; Mammalia; Dermoptera; Cynocephalidae. The record is from RefSeq and is a predicted model, not a curated record. The transcript has a single exon. The coding region runs from base 456 to 1001 and encodes 181 amino acids. Gene Ontology annotation, biological process: formation of translation preinitiation complex.
ACUCCAGGAUGGCGACCAUCGCUCCACAUUCCAGCCAGAAGGAAGGAGAGGCAUCCAUAUCACGGGCGCAUUUAGCUACAGGGGAAGCUGGAAAACGUGGCCGUGAUCAAAUCGGUCCUGUGUCCAGUUAGAAAUAAUAAGGACACACCCCGCUACUCUUCCCUUCCUGCAGCUAGAAUUGCUGUAUGGCUCCUUCCUCCUCAAGUCCCGCCCCUUCCGCUACCCCCUCUGGAGAAGAACCGGAAGUCGGAGGAGAGCCGGCGAGCUCCCACGCGGCAUCGGAGGAGGAGCGGAAGUAGUCCGAUUUCACGAAGCCGUAAGGCGCACUGGCUGUCUCGCCUUCCGGUUCACGACAACGGCUCCAACCGUCCGAUCCGGACUAGCUCGAGCGCCGGGAUCUGCCGGACACUUGGUGGUUCAACUUCUUCCCGAUUCCGGCCCUUUCACCCGGGAUCAUGUUCAAGAAGUUUGAUGAAAAGGAGGAUGUGUCCAGUUUCAUCCAGCUGAAAACCUCGGUUAUUAAGGGGAUUAAGAACCAACUGAUAGAGCAGUUUUCAGGUAUUGAACCAUGGCUUAACCAAAUUAUGCCUAAGAAGGAACCUGUCAAAAUAGUUCGAUGCCACGAACAUACAGAAAUCAUUACAGUAAAUGGAGAAUUACUUUUUUUUAGACAAAGGAAGGGGCCUUUUUAUCCAACCCUAAGGUUACUUCACAAAUAUCCUUUUAUCCUGCCACACCAGCAGGUGGAUAAAGGAGCCAUCACAUUUGUACUCAGUGGAGCAAAUAUCAUGUGUCCAGGUUUAACUUCUCCUGGAGCUAAGCUUUAUCCUGCAGCAGUAGACACAAUUGUUGCAGUCAUGGCAGAAGGAAAACAGCAUGCGCUGUGUGUUGGAGUCAUGAAGAAGUCUGCAGAAGAUAUCGAGAAAGUCAACAAAGGAAUUGGCAUUGAGAAUAUCCAUUAUUUAAAUGAUGGGCUGUGGCACAUGAAGACGUAUAAGUGAGACUCAGAAGGAAUGAACUUGGCCUAAAUAUGGAUAUUGUGUUGUAUGUGUGUUUGUAUCUGUGUGUGACAGUAUGAAGACAGUGCCUGUGUGGUUAUUCUGAGUAAAC